AUGGUUGGAGAGCACAGUGUACCAUACAUGCGCCCAGUUAAAGUGGUAUUGGUGUCCGAGGCUAGUAGGCGUGUACUUAUUUAUAUCUGCGCAUGCGUAGAACGGUUGUCGCUUGGCCCUUCCUCUGCAGCCAUGCUGAGCCAAAGCGUCAACCCGCUGGAGAUGAAGGUCGCUGAGAAGUUGACUAUUCUAAACGACCGAGCCAUCGGCGUUCUAACUCGCACGUCAAACAUAAAAAAGAUAUGUUCAGAACCUAGGAAUAGACCGUCGUUUCUCAGUGAUAAGCUGUUAGAACCAGCGAUUAAGACGAUUGUGCGUCGCUUUCCCGUCACUGAAGUGCGCGGGCCGGGAAUGCAGGCCGUGCACACGCUCAAGGUAGAAAUUGUGCAGGGCCUGAGAGGUUACUACUACACGUUUCAAGACGUUCUGGAACUGAAGGAGCAUGUGAUGGACUUGUUCAACUUGGUUUCCUCGUCUCAAGUUGUCUUUGAUGUGGCUGUUAAUUUUGACUUGACAAAGAUGUAUUUGGAUUUAAUGUCCAACUACAUGUCAAUGAUGAUUCUCUUAUCAAGGAUUGAAGAUCGGAAGGCUGUGCUUGGGCUAUACAAUCAUGCAUAUGAAAUGAACAACAAUGCACAAGACCCUGCAUUUCCACGUCUUGGUCACAUGGUUGUGGAGUAUGAAAAUCCUUUGAAGAAACUUUGUGACGACUUUGCUCCACACUCAAAGCAAAUCGGUCAAGCAAUGAUGUCUCUUGCUCCUGUGUAUAUGAGGAGGAGCUUGUCAGCUGAACAGAUGAAACAGGCUGGAUUUGAUUUCUUCAGUCUCAGCAGAGUGCCACAGCAGAUGUUGACACCGUUUGAGUCUCAAACAAUGCAAUGUGAAUACUUGUCUGUCGACAUCAUGACCAAAUGGAUUAUUUUGGGCUUCUUGGCUGUUCCAGGACAACUUGGUUCGUUUCAAGGCAGUAUAGAGUUAUGGAGACACGCUAUGGGUGAUGGGUAUGUCAUUACUUUGUUUCGAGACGAAAUUAUUCAAGUUCAUCAAGCGUUUGAGCUCAUCUUCAAAGGCUCUAAACGAGAGAAAGAGGCCAAAGAAAUGGCGAGUCAAGCAAUAACCAAUUGUGGUGCUGUUCAUCGGGGUAGAAGGCUUUACUUGAGACAGAGUAUGGUUGAGUUGUACUUGCUUCUCAGUGACCAACCAGGAUUACUGGGACCAAAAGCAUUGAUGGUGUUUAUGGCUUUGUCAAUGGCAAGGGAUGAGGUGGUGUGGCUUGUUAGACACAGUGGGGUUGAGGCACAGCCAAAAGCUAGAGGGAGAGUGAACCCAUCAGAUUAUAAGGACAAAGGCAUGCCGGAGCUUCUCUUCUUUACUCAAGAGCUACGAGCUCUUGUGAGGAAGUAUGCACAAGUGAUGCAACGCUACUUUGUGCAAUACUUGUCGAAGUUUGAUGUCACAUCACUUAGAAAUUGUGUCCAGAAAAUUGCUGUUUGUCCGGAUGAUGAGAGUUUGCUGCUUACUUCCUUUAUUGAAACAAUGCAGAAUCUAAGCGUCAAACAAGUUGAUGCAAGAACCGAGUUUGAUCUUCGUGGAUUCAGACUGGAUUGGUGUCGAUUUCAGGCUUACACAACUACUGCAAAGGCUUCUUUGAAUCUUCACGAGUAUCAUGAGGUAGCAUGUUUAAUGAAUACAGCUGUCUUUCAUUCAAAACUUGUUGAUCAACUAGAAGAACUGCUUUAUGAGACAUCUGAUCUCUCUAUUCUUUGCUUUUAUCCAAAAGCUAUUGAUGAAGCUUUCAACAACUGUAUAGAAUCAGCAACAGAAGCAAGAUUCUCUAUAGCAUUUCCUCUGAUAGCUUGUCAGUUUAUGGACUGUACUCACCCUCUUUGUCCUGAAGAGCGUCUUGCACAAGGCGAUCGUUGCCUUUCUGCUGUUAAUCAUUUUCUGAACACAAUGUCUAAGUUGGCAAAAGGCGUCAUUGCUCGAAUAUUUGAGGAGUAUGCAAAACUUAACUCACAAUUGUUGCCUGUCAAAGCAGCAGAUAUUAUGCUGGAGGCGCGUCGUUCAAGGCGGGAGAAACAGCAGGGGAGAUUGCAGCCAACACAAAGAAAACCAGGAGAAGAAAGCAUCAGGAAGACAAGAGAAGAAUCAACGGAACUAGACAACCACAUGCUAAUGCUGAUUGGAAUUUGCUCUGCACUGAAUCAUGUGCCAAUGCUGACCGCAUGGGAACACAAGUUUGUACCUCGCGAGUAUCUUGGUUCUCAUAUAGAAGAUCUCUUGUCAAGGCAUGUCAUGUCUUUGCUUGGAAACUACCAACAGCUCGGGGAAAUUUCUCGACCAUCUGAAGUACUAUCGGGUAUCAAGGCGUACAUGUCAGUAUUGAAACUGGUGGAGAACUAUGUGAACAUUGACAUUGUGAAAGCGUUUCAUUCGGUUCUACUACAGCAGACUCAACCUCUUGAUGUCAAUGGACAGCCCACUCUGACAAGUGCCUUUUCUCAGUGUUAUGUUGACAUGGUGUUGAGAGAAGUUACAGUUAGUGGCAAUAUCUGUUUCUCACCGUGGCGAAAAUCAUUUGUCAGUCGUCAUGCAAUGGCUUUCAAAGCAGAAGAAUUUACAGACAUUGCAGAAUUAAAGGCAUUAGCUGAGUUGCUGGGACCGUAUGGAGUCGGUCAUUUAAGCUACAGGAUGUUGCAGCAAAUAUCUAGUCAGAUGCAGGAAAUAAAGCGGAUAGUUUUGGCCAACAAAGAAGCCUUACAUACCCUCCGAUCAAGCAUCGAUAAACCCGAUGUUUCAGCCGACUUGAUCAAGAGACUCAAGCAACCUGAAGAUGUUAUUUCUCGACUCACGACUAUUGGCUGCAUUCUUGCCUUCAGGAAACUUCUGAUGGAGGCUCUUCGUAGUGUACUUGAAAGGAGGAUCCCAUUUUUGUUUGGUACUAUCAAAGACUUCAAAGAUCACUGUCCCAAUGGUCGAGAUGCAAUGGUGGUCGAUGAGAUGGCGACUGCUGCUGGCAUAAAGUGUGAUGUUGAUCCUGUUUUGAGUCGUGCUUUGGCACAACAUUGUACUCAUCCUCAAGAAGAUGCAGUGACUUGGUCUCUCAUGUUGGUGCUAAUUGGUGUUAGUCUUCAAAGUCUUGCUUCCGAUUCUCAGUGUACUUACCGCUAUAUGCUAGAAGCACACGAAAACAAUGCUCAUUGCAUUGCAACAGCUUUGAACAGUCUAUCCGGCGCUCUCUUCAGUUUGUGUCAACUUUCUCAUGUUCAGAUAGCCGAUAAACUAAAAGAGUUUCUAGCGAUUGCUUCAUCUAGUGUCUUGAAGUUGGGAAUGGAGACAGAUAAAGAGAAAGACCCAAAGUGUCGUGAAGCUGUGUACAUUCUUCUAGAUCUCAUUGUUCAAGAGUCUCCAUUUUUGACUGAUGACUUGCUGGAGCGAUGCUUUCCUUAUGCGUUGCUUCGUGGAGCAUACAGUGUUGUCUAUAAGCGUCGUCCAGCAUCAUCCAAGAAGAGAAAGGGCGUGUCGGAUGACACACAAUAUUAGAAACUGUAAACUGAUCGGAAUGUAGACUGUUGCAGUGAUUGCCAGUAUUUCACUAGGACGAUAAAGUCAUACUUGAAUCACUUUGACUUGUUUAGUAGUCUUAUUUGAUGCAAUGAUUAAUUUUUCUCAGUUUCGACCUUACAAAUGGACAUGAUUGAUUCUGUGCCGUAGGUUGGCCAAUAGUGAUGAGAAUAUGUUGGUGGCUGGUGUUGAACUGCA
Corticium candelabrum is the source of this 3762-nucleotide messenger RNA. Its product is annotated as nck-associated protein 1-like. Gene Ontology annotation, biological process: cell morphogenesis; neuron projection morphogenesis; cortical actin cytoskeleton organization. Bases 1 to 3543 code for a protein of 1180 amino acids. Lineage: Eukaryota; Metazoa; Porifera; Homoscleromorpha; Homosclerophorida; Plakinidae. Gene Ontology annotation, cellular component: SCAR complex. The record is from RefSeq and is a predicted model, not a curated record. The transcript has 38 exons.